AAGCCCCGGCCCCGCGGUGGGAGGGAGGCGAAGUCCUGCGAGGGCCGAGUUCUGUCUGCCGCGGUUUCGAGGAUUAAUAAUUUAGGCCGCCCUUUGCAAUAGGAAACCCGCAGUCGGUUGUUCCUGCCACAGCGCGAGGGCUUGGAUGCAGCGGGCGGUUUUCAGUGUGCGCAGCUGAAGAUUCGUAAAGGAAGCCCUCCUCCGCCUGCUUGGCCGGCGCUGCCUGCCCAUGCCGGUGCCCAGCAGGAAUGUCAGCAUCGGCCGUUCCCAGAGCUGGGAUGCCGCCGGCUGGUACGAGGGCCCCUGGGAGAUGGCCAAGGCUCCGGGCCGGAGCAGCUCCCUGACCGACGGAGGCAGAGAGGGGCCCUGGUGUGAACCGGCGCCCGACCUGUGCCACGAGGCCUUCUAUAGCUCGGUGGCUGGCAGGAAGAGCUCCGUGCCCGACUUCACCUUUUACGACAGCAGGCAGGCGGUGAUGUCCGCGCAUGGCGCCCUGCUGCGGCGGGAUUACUACGGGGACCCGUCCGGAGCCGCUCAGGUGCCUAGAGAGCCGCACCACCUCCGGGACGCCGGAGUCGGCCGCUCGCUGCCCGGCCACGGUGUGCUUGGCAACAGGGUGGCAUGGGGGCAGGUGCAAGGCCAGGCCCCUGCCCUGCAGGAUGCGGCACACCUGUACCGGGACCCCGCAGGUAGAGUGAUCGCCCUGGGACAGCGGACACAGAGCAGGGCCCCCUCGCCUGUGCCCUACGCCGGGGAGCCGGCCCCUGGCAGGUAUGGCACAGAGGCGCCCACCUACCCCGCUGGCCAGGUCUACAAUGACGUUGGCGAGAGGCCUGUGGAGCCGGUCCCCACCAGGCAGGCGGCCCCCACGUGCCUGGUCGUGGACCCCACCGGGCCUGCUGCCUCUGACGGUGGCCCGGGGGCAGCCCCAGGUACCCUAAAUCGAGGCUACGGGCAGGAGAGCAUCCCCUCCAAGAUGGCUUACGGGAACUGUGAGGCCGACCUGACCUUCCAGGGGCCCGGGGGCAAGAGGAGCGUGCUGCCCGAGUUCCUGGCCCUGCUGCGGGCGGAGGGCGUGGCGGAGCUCACCCUGGCGGCCCUGCUCCAGCAAGGCUUCGACUGCCCGGCCGUCCUGGCCACGAUGGAGGCUGCGGACAUCAAGUGUGUGGCACCCAACCUGGGCCAGGCCCGCGUCCUGAGCCGCCUGGUCAGCAACUGCAGGACCGAGAUGCAGCUGCGCAGGCAGGGCCAGGCGGGCGGCGCCCUGCCCCGGACUCGCUCCAGCAGCUUCAGCCACCGAAGCGAGCUCCACGGGGACGUGUCUUCUCUGGGCACCGUGGGCCUGCCGCCCCAGCAGGGGGGGCCCCUGCCGGCAGCUGCCUCCCGCGCUGGAGACCCCUCCCGCCGCCCCUCCAGUGCGCCCUCCCAGCACCUCCUGGAGACGGCAGCCGCCUACUCUGCUGGGGUGGCUGCCCAAGCCCCCCACUUCUCCUCCAACUCUGGGUACAGCUCUCCCACCCCCUGUGCCCUGACAGCACGGCUGGGCCCCACGUUCUCCCCGCAGGCAGGAGUGGCCUUGACGAACCCGGGCCCCGCGGCCCCCCUUCACCCAGGCCCCAGAACAGCCUACUCCACGGCGUACACGGUGCCCAUGGAGCUGCUGAAGCGGGAGCGGAGCCUGGCCGCGGUGCCCCUGCCCAGCCCCCACGGCGGCACCCAGCCCCAGCGGAAGCCCGGUGUCCCCCUGGAGCCGGCUGCCCUGCCGCCAGCCAGCCAGAGCCUGCACAUGCCUCACUCGCCCUACCAGAAGGUGGCCCGGCGGACGGGGGCCCCCAUCAUCGUCUCCACCAUGCUCGCCCCAGAACCAAGUAUCCGCCCCCAGAUCAUGAACGGCCCCCUGCACCCCCGCCCCCUGGUGGCACUGCUGGACGGCAGAGACUGCACCGUGGAGAUGCCCAUCCUGAAGGACCUGGCCACGGUGGCCUUCUGUGACGCCCAGUCCACGCAGGAGAUCCAUGAGAAGGUGCUGAACGAAGCCGUCGGCGCCAUGAUGUACCACACCAUCACCCUCACCAGGGAGGACCUGGAGAAGUUCAAGGCCCUCAGAGUGAUUGUGCGGAUCGGCAGCGGCUACGACAACGUGGACAUCAAGGCUGCGGGCGAGCUCGGGAUCGCCGUGUGCAACAUCCCAUCGGCGGCGGUGGAAGAGACGGCGGAUUCCACCAUCUGCCACGUGCUCAGCCUGUACCGGAGGAACACGUGGCUGUACCAGGCCCUGCGGGAAGGCACACGGGUGCAGAGCGUCGAGCAGAUCCGAGAGGUCGCCUCGGGGGCAGCCCGCAUCCGCGGGGAGACGCUGGGCCUCAUCGGCUUCGGUCGCACGGGGCAGGCUGUUGCUGUCCGAGCCAAGGCCUUUGGAUUCAGCGUCAUCUUCUAUGACCCCUACUUGCAGGACGGGAUCGAGCGGUCCCUGGGCGUGCAGAGGGUCUACACCCUACAGGACUUACUGUAUCAGAGUGACUGCGUCUCCUUGCACUGUAAUCUCAACGAGCAUAACCACCACCUCAUCAAUGACUUUACUAUAAAGCAGAUGAGGCAAGGGGCGUUCCUGGUGAACGCGGCCCGCGGCGGACUGGUGGACGAGAAAGCCUUAGCCCAGGCCCUCAAGGAAGGCAGGAUACGAGGGGCGGCCCUGGACGUGCACGAGUCGGAGCCUUUCAGCUUUGCUCAGGGGCCCCUGAAAGACGCACCGAACCUCAUCUGCACGCCGCACACAGCCUGGUAUAGUGAACAGGCCUCACUAGAGAUGAGGGAGGCGGCGGCCACCGAGAUUCGCCGGGCGAUCACAGGUCGCAUCCCCGAGAGCUUAAGGAACUGUGUGAACAAGGAAUUCUUCGUCACCACAGCUCCCUGGUCCGUCAUCGAUCAGCAGGCGAUUCACCCAGAGCUCAACGGCGCCACAUACAGAUACCCGCCAGGGAUCGUGGGCGUGGCCCCAGGCGGACUUCCUGCCGCCAUGGAAGGGAUCAUCCCUGGAGGCAUCCCGGUGACUCACAACCUCCCCACAGUGGCACACCCUUCCCAAGCACCCUCUCCCAACCAGCCCACUAAACACGGGGACAGUCGAGAGCACCCCAACGAGCAAUAGCAGAGGAUGACAGAAGGUCAGAUACACCCGGGACCAAGAGACAGUGGAAUAGAUGAACUAAGGAAAGGAUGGUCUUUUUAACUGACUCUGGACAUGCGCACCAUUGACAUUGCAGUGUUAAGACGCCGAGGCGUGGGAAAGCUGAAGACGCCUUCUGCUUGCGGAGGCCCCGAAAGACUAGGACGUGACUUAUAACGACCAACUUCUGUUAUUGUGUGUUAAGUUUUUCAUCUGUGCUUCAAAUCACAAAGAAUAAAUAGAUCUUUUCCCUUAUCAGUCCCUUGGGCACAGCAGGUCCUGGACUCCUUGCUGUAGAAUGUUGCGUCAAGAAUUCCAAACAUCAAAAUAAAACAUGUUGAGAGGCAACCCCCAUCCUGUGACUCUGGUCCCUUCGGUCCACGGGGCUGGUUGCCUCUUUCACUAAUAGGAAGAUUAAAUCGCUGCAAAGCGGAGAACCCUGUCUGCCUGUGUCAGACAGCUGACCGCAAGCACAGGACGAAGACCGCCCGCUUGUAGACAAGUCUCCCACCGGACUGCACACUGAGCGGGCGAGCUGGUUGUGAGUUCAGUGAUACCCUCUAUGAUGCAAAAAAAAAAAAAAAAAAA
Messenger RNA from Molossus molossus (Pallas's mastiff bat), 3754 nucleotides. It is a transcript of the gene CTBP2, whose product is annotated as C-terminal binding protein 2. The record is from RefSeq and is a predicted model, not a curated record. Gene Ontology annotation, molecular function: oxidoreductase activity, acting on the CH-OH group of donors, NAD or NADP as acceptor; NAD binding; transcription corepressor activity. Lineage: Eukaryota; Metazoa; Chordata; Mammalia; Chiroptera; Molossidae. Bases 230 to 3148 code for a protein of 972 amino acids. The transcript has 9 exons.